Molecule: messenger RNA, 1267 nt
Organism: Sinocyclocheilus grahami
Lineage: Eukaryota; Metazoa; Chordata; Actinopteri; Cypriniformes; Cyprinidae
Product: Golgi phosphoprotein 3-like
Exons: 5
Coding region: 215-1063 (282 amino acids)
Biological process (GO): Golgi to plasma membrane protein transport; Golgi organization; Golgi vesicle budding
Cellular component (GO): Golgi cisterna; cytosol; trans-Golgi network
Molecular function (GO): phosphatidylinositol-4-phosphate binding
Source: RefSeq, a predicted model, not a curated record
GUGCGCACGUUCAGUCCGCGUCGAGAGUUCUGAUUGGAGGAGAGACGCUCGAGUGUAUCCUGAUUGGCCGAGCGGUCCUAGGGGCGUGUCCGCAGGUGAAGUGCUGCUCUUCUAGUGUACAGGGAAGUGAACACAGUUCAGCAGACAAACAUCUCACGUUGGGCGUCAUUAUACAUUUAUAAACUGGCAGAUGUGGUUUUAUUAGCAGGGAGGAAUGAGCACACUGACCAAGAGGAGCCGGCGCUCUGAGGCUCCAGCGGAACGAUGGAGUAACGCUGAGGAGAAAACAGAAGGCACGGAUGAGGAACAGGACACUGACUCCAAAUCACUGAGACUCACUCUGAUGGAGGAGAUUCUGCUGCUGGGGCUCAAAGAUAAAGAGGGCUACACGUCGUUCUGGAACGACAGCAUCUCGUCAGGCCUGCGCGGCUGCAUUCUGGUGGAGCUGGCGCUGAGAGGACGCGUUCAGCUCGAACCGCAGAGCUCACGCAAGAGAAAACUACUGGACCGCAAGGUGUUGGUGAAGUCCUCCGCUCCCACUGGUGAUGUGCUGCUGGAUGAAGCACUGAAGCACAUUAAGAACACUGAACCACCGGAGGACGUGGCCAGCUGGAUCGAGCUUCUCACAGGCGAGACGUGGAACCCCUUAAAGCUGCACUUCCAGAUGCGUAACGUGCGCGAGCGUCUGGCGAAGAGUCUGGUGGAGAAGGGCGUCCUGAGCACGGAGAAGCAGAACUUCCUGCUGUUCGACAUGACCACGCACCCGCUGACAGACAGCAGCGAGAAGGAGCGUCUGGUGCAGCGUCUGCAGGACAGUCUGCUGGAGCGCUGGACCAACGACUGGCGCCGCAUGAGCCGCCGCAUGCUAGCGCUGAUCCUGCUAGCGCACGCCGCAGACGUGCUGGAGAACACACUGUCCUCGCUGAGCGAAGAGCGCUACGACAUGGUCUGCUUGCGCUCACGCAGCCUGCUGGAGGCCAAUCCCGACCUGGAGAGUGCAAAGGUCACGACCCCCGCCGAGGAGGUGAUCUGGGCCGUGCUGGCGGCCUUCAACAGAUCCUGAAAGAACGCUCUUCAUAGACGUGACGCCUCCUAAGUGUGCUCUACAAAGACAGCAGCGUGAAGCGCAGGCUUGUGUUCGACGCCACACGAUGCCAGGGUUAUUAUCGGUAGCUAAAGCAUAAAACAAACAUGUUUUCAGUUUUGUAUUCUAAACAUUGUUUUCCACUUUGGCUUAAUUUUAGUACUUCAUCUUAUUUAAUUUCAG